Messenger RNA from Culicoides brevitarsis, 780 nucleotides. Its product is annotated as thioredoxin-2-like. The record is from RefSeq and is a predicted model, not a curated record. The transcript has 2 exons. Bases 98 to 418 code for a protein of 106 amino acids. Gene Ontology annotation, cellular component: cytosol. Lineage: Eukaryota; Metazoa; Arthropoda; Insecta; Diptera; Ceratopogonidae. Gene Ontology annotation, molecular function: protein-disulfide reductase activity.
GGCGAUUUCAGUAAUUGACUCAGAACACCGUCAGCCAUCUCGGAAUCCAGAAGUUUUCUCGUGUUUAUCCCGAAAUAAAAUCUAAAAAACCGCAAAAAUGGUCCACAAAGUUAAAGAUACUGCUGAUUUCGACGAGCAAGUCAAGCAAGCCGGCGAUAAAUUAGUCGUCAUCGACUUUUUUGCCACCUGGUGUGGUCCCUGCAAGGUCAUCGCGCCCAAAUUGGAGGAAUUCUCGGAAAAGUAUGCCGACAAAAUUGUCGUCUUGAAGGUCGAUGUCGAUGAGUGCGAGCAGUUGACGGAACGUUUCAACAUUACCAGCAUGCCGACCUUCGUUUUCCUCAAGGGAGGCGAGACAAAGGACAGCUUUGCCGGCGCCAAUGCCGAAAAGUUGGAAAAAUUCAUUACACAAUACAGUUAAAUGGCAGCCGCAAGGCCAACACUUCUGUUUUUGCAACAACUAUUUAAGAUGAAAAAGAAGAAACGUUAUAGCACCACAGUAGCGGACAGCGCUGCUCCUAAUUUAAACAAUAAUGAAAAAGGAUAAUCGUACGCUUUAUCGUAACAUAUUUAUAUUUACAUGGAAAAAAGUAAUUCUCAGAAAGUUUUUUUUUUAAAUAUUUUUAAUAAUUUAUACUGUUGUUCGAAAUUUGCAUUAAAAAUAUUUCCAAUAAUUUUAAUUAUUUAAUAGAAGAAAAGUGGCUUAAAAAUUGAUAUUUCAAGAAAAGUUCAGAUUGUAUUUGUUAGAAGGUCUUAAAUUCAAAAAAUAAAUGUGUAAUUGAA